Molecule: messenger RNA, 896 nt
Organism: Austrofundulus limnaeus
Lineage: Eukaryota; Metazoa; Chordata; Actinopteri; Cyprinodontiformes; Rivulidae
Product: C-Maf-inducing protein
Cellular component (GO): nucleoplasm; cytosol
Source: RefSeq, a predicted model, not a curated record
GUCCACUCCUGCCUGCUCAGCGUGCGCUCAGGGAAGGACGGCUGGUUCCAGCUCUACAGCCCAGGGGGCGUGGCCUGUGACGACGACGGCGAGCUGUUUGCCAGCAUGGUCCACAUCUUGAUGGGUUCCUGCUAUAAAACCAAGAAGUUCCUGCUCUCCCUGGCUGAGAACAAGCUGGGUCCCUGCAUGCUGCUGGCCCUGCGGGGGAACCAGACCAUGGUGGAGAUCCUGUGUCUCAUGCUGGAGUACAACAUCAUCGAGAACAAAGACACACAGCUGCAGAUCAUCUCCACCCUGCAGAGCACGCAGGUGGGCUUCAGGAUGUACGAGCAGCUCUGCGACCGGCAGCGGGAGCUCAAAGAGCUGCAAAGAAAAGGAGGCCCCACCCGACUGACCCUGCCCUCCAAAUCCACGGAUGCAGAUCUGGCCCGUCUGUUGAGUUCAGGCUCCUUUGGGAAUCUGGAGAACUUGAGCCUGGCCUUCACCAACGUCACCAGUGCCUGUGCUGAGCAGCUCAUCAAACUGCCGUCACUCAAACAGCUGAACCUGUGGUCCACACAGUUUGGAGAUGCUGGACUCCGGUUGUUAUCGGAGCACCUGGCCUGUCUUCAGGUCCUGAACCUGUGUGAGACUCCGGUCACUGACGCAGGACUUCUGGCUCUGAGCUCCAUGAAGAGUCUGUGCAGUCUGAACAUGAACAGCACCAAACUGACCGCCGACACCUACGAGGACCUGAAGGCCAAACUGCCCAACCUGAAGGAGGUAGAUGUCCGGUACACUGAGGCCUGGUGAUCCUUCAUGGCCCCGCCCACCUCCAACAUGACCACACACACACACACACACACACACACACACACACACACACACACACACACACACACACACACACACACACA